Molecule: messenger RNA, 1920 nt
Organism: Humulus lupulus (European hop)
Lineage: Eukaryota; Viridiplantae; Streptophyta; Magnoliopsida; Rosales; Cannabaceae
Product: inositol-pentakisphosphate 2-kinase-like
Exons: 1
Coding region: 247-1596 (449 amino acids)
Biological process (GO): inositol phosphate biosynthetic process
Cellular component (GO): nucleus
Molecular function (GO): inositol-1,3,4,5,6-pentakisphosphate 2-kinase activity; ATP binding
Source: RefSeq, a predicted model, not a curated record
UGCGCCAUCUCUCUCUAAGUGUUAUAAAUUUUCAAAUAUGGAAUCAUCGACAAUUAGUAGAAUAUACGAUUUUAUAUUAUAUAUAUGGGAUCUUUGGAGUGUGGUGUCUUGGUGUUGAAAUGAUAUAUAAUUUCAUAAUUGCAUUCAUUAGGCACACCAUUUGAUUAAAUAACCUAAUUUCUUCCUCUUAUGUAAGAGUUUUCCCUGAUUUUCUUUGUUAAAACCAUAUCUCCAGAUCUUAGGUUAAUGCCAAUGGAGGUGGUUUUGGAUAAAAAAGACGACGCUACUCAAUGGACUUACAGAGGCGAAGGCGCCAUUAACCUUGUCCUUGCUUAUUCCGGAUCUUCUCCUGCCUUUAUUGGAAAAGUUUUGCGGAUACAGAAGGUUGCAAGGAACGAAUCGAAGCCUGGCAAGAGCCUCACGGCUUUAACCUCACAUGAGCUCCUUGUGUGGAAGGAGACGGAGGACCUUGCAUUGUCAGCAACCAGAGAACUCGCCGGAGACUUGUUUCUGGAGCACGUAAUAAGCCCUUUACUGGGUUCCAAAUAUGUAGAUGUUGGGAAGCGCGUUACGGUUUCAAGGGAAUUUCUUGAGUCGGUUGAGAAAAAUGUUUUGUCUCAGCGUCCUGCUUGGAGAGUUCAUGGUGCCAAAGUCGAUACACGUUGUGAUUCUGUGCUUCUACUAUCUGAUCACUCUGUAUUUCCGAGUGAUGGUAUCCAUGAAGGUGAACCCUGCUUAUGUGUUGAGAUAAAGCCCAAAUGUGGAUUCCUUCCAAUCUCAGAAUUUAUCGGUGAAGAAGGGAACUGCAUCAAACGAAGUGUAUCUCGUUAUAUAAUGCACCAGGCCCUCAAGUUGCAUGGAGGUGAGAUUUCCUCAUUUAGUGAAUAUGACCCCCUUGACUUGUUCUCGGGAGUGCCGGCCAGAAUACAUAAAUCUAUCAAAGAUCUCUACUCCUCUCCUCAGAACAAUUUUCGUGUAUUUUUAGAUGGUUCUCUAAUAUUUGGGGUCUUGGGUGGUAUUGCUGACUGCACAAAUUCUAUCACUCGAGAAGCAUUUGAAGAUGCACUCAAAGAUGUCAUUCAAGGGGAUCAUGGUAAGCGUACAGAGUGUUUUUUACAGCUUAUUGCUGAGACAAUUUAUACAUCCGGAGUAAUGGAUAGGCUUAUAGAACUUCAAAAGCUUGAUAAUCUUGACAUAGAGGGGGCAAUUCAUGCAUAUUAUAAUAUUAUUUCUGAGCCUUGCAAAGUAUGCAGAGAAUUGGGGGAGGAAGAGAAAGUUUCGAACAGGUAUACGACCUUGCAUUCCAUUUCUUUAGUCGAAAGCUUGAAGAUAGUAAAUAACUUUUUGAUAGCUACAACAGCGAAGGACUGCAGUUUGAUGAUGAGUUUUAAACUGAGGAAAGAAGGUGUCUCAGAAUCUUUGUAUGACUGUGUGUACCUGAAAUCAACCCAUCAAACUUUUGAUUAUAAGGUAUGUUUCAUUGACCUGGAUUUGAAACCUUUCGAAAAGAUGCAAGAAUAUUAUGAAAAAGACAAGAAAAUUGUAAGCUGCUACACGCAGAUGGUGAAAUCAGUGCAAGAGGUGGAUAAAAAUUAAGAGUUUGGAUGUUUUAUGGAAAUGUGUUCUGAUUUUUAAUACAAUGACAUUGAUCAUAUUACUGAAGAUCUUACGGCAAUUUUAACUAUUCAUUGUUGUUGUAAUUGUGAUGAGACUUGGAAGGAAAUGUAUUUCUGUGACCCAGUUUGUUCCCCUCUUCUUUCAGGGGUUGAUGGGUAAUAGCUGAAUGUCCUUUGUUGAUGUAAAUGUUUAAACUAUUUUAUAGUUACUUUACUCGAGUUAUGAGCCUAAAAUAUAAAAGAAACUCACUCCUUGUUUUGCCACUUUAACAUUCUUGGGGUGGCUUCAAGGGGCAUGUCUGUA